Molecule: messenger RNA, 408 nt
Organism: Penicillium riverlandense
Lineage: Eukaryota; Fungi; Ascomycota; Eurotiomycetes; Eurotiales; Aspergillaceae
Product: glycosyl hydrolase family 79 C-terminal domain-containing protein
Exons: 1
Coding region: 1-408 (135 amino acids)
Source: RefSeq, a predicted model, not a curated record
AUGCUCAAAGCCGCUUCAAUAGGCGUCGAGAGAGUCUACUUACACAGCACGCCCAACCGGCUUUUCUCUGUCUUCCAGCCCGGAUGGGGAUUCACCAAUGGCACUGGGGUUAAUCGCCCCCAUAUAAUGCCAAUGUAUAACGGUCUACUUGUUGUGGAUGAAAUGAUCGGGAAGACCGGGAAUGCCAAAGUUGCUGAGAUCGAGAACUCGAAUGUCGCCAUGGCAUCGUAUGGUGCGUGGGAGAACAGCGAGCUGGUCAGGAUAGCACUCAUCAACUCCCAUACUUUCCGCCAGAAUGAUACGGUCAGGUCUGCUCUGAAUGUCACACUGAGCGGUGGGUUUAAGGGAGGAUGUACCACAAUCAAGCGUCUGGACAUUCCUUACACUACAGCCACCGAGGGCAUGUGA